AUGGGAAGCUUUGUUUUCAAGUGGGAGCAUCCUGCGGAAGAGGUCUAUGUUACUGGAACAUUCGACAACUGGUCCAAGAGCGAAAAAUUAGUAAAGAACGGCGAUGUCUUUUCGAAGGAUGUCCAACUGGCAAACGCUGGAGAAAAGAUUUAUUACAAGUUCGUCGUCGACGGUAACUGGGUGACAGAUCACACCGCUCCUCAAGAAAACGACGCAUCGGGAAAUUUAAACAACGUCCUCACAACAGAUAGAAUUGUCAAACAUACACCUGCGACCGCUGGAAUUAUGUCUGGCGUUGCCCCAACCUCCACUACGUCAGAAUUGGCAAAGGAUGUUCCUCUUGAGAAAGAGAAAUCCCCACUCGCCCAAAAUGGCUCUUCAGAUUUGCCUGGAGCAUUUCCCGAAACUCCAGCGGCUGUAGAAACUGGUGAUUUCUCUGUGAAUCCUCUGCCCGCUGCAGAUGGUGCUGUCAAUCCUAUCAAACUCGCACCAGGAGAGAAUGUUCCACAUCCAAGCUCUUUCACCACCAACGAUAUCACUUCUGGCGUGCAUGAUGAUCCCGAGCUUGUCGCUGCAGACAAAGCCAAAUCCGAAGCCGAGUCUACGUUUGGUGUCUCACCGCUCCCCGCUUUUGCUGGUGGAGUAAACCCUAUAAAACUUGCGCCUGGAGAAGAGAUCCCUAAAUCAAGCGACUUCACUACCAACACCAUCCACUCAGCUGUUCGCACCGACAAGGAAUCAUAUGAAAACAGCGACGCAUUGGGCCAUGCUCCCAUCCUUCCUCCAGUUGUCACUCCUCAGGCGGAACGCGAGCUUAAUGGUACUGGAAUCCUCGGUUUGUCUUCUUCAACCAAGAACUUGAUUCCUGAAUCAAGCUUGCCAACUGGAGUCGAUGAAGCGGGAACAUUCGAUGCGACAAACCCAACCAUCCAAUCUGCCGGUCCUCAAACCACAACAUCAAUCCUUGCCGCCAAGGUUCCACUCGAAUCGACAAAGGUGCCAGAAGUUGUCAAGGAGAGCCAAAAGGAGGCAGGAUUUGCUCCAGAGGCCAGCGCAAUUCCAUCCGAAGUUUCUGAGAAGAGCGCCGUUGAGAAGGAACUUAAGAGGGAAGUUGGUGUUGCUCCAACAACUUCCGAAGGAAUUGCUGGACAAGGAACAACCAAGACUGAAAAGACUGUUACUGCAGGUGAGGCUGCCGCUGCUGUUGGAGCAGCUGCCAUCGCUGUAGGAGGUGCCGCAUAUGCUGCUGCUUCCGCUAUCCCAAGUAAGCUUCCAGAGAGCGUUACAAGCAUUCCAAGCAAACUUCCAGAGACCGUUGCAAGCAUUCCAAGCAACCUUCCAGAGAGCUUGACCAGCAAGUUGCCAGAAUCUGUUCAGCAGUCCAUCAAAUCGGUCAACGCCACCGGCACUGUUGACCAAACAACUGCCAAGGACACUCCAGAAAUUGUCAGAGAAUCAAUUGUUGAGUCUGGUCAAAGCCCAGAAGCUGCUGCUAACGAGGCAGCUGUUCUCGACAAGAAAGCUGUUGAGGCAGAAUUAUUGUCCGGAGUCAAGCCCGAGACAUCCACUGCCAAGGACACCCCUGCGGUUGUCAAGGAGUCAAUUGCUGAAUCAGGUCAAAGCCCAGAGGCUGCCGCCAACGAAGAAGCUGUCCUUGACAAGAAGGCCUUCGAGAAGGAAUUGUUGUCCGAGAUUAAGCCUGAAAACUCAACCGGUGAACCUGCACCAAAGAUUGACUCGACAAGUGCUGUUGAGCCUUCUGAACCUGCUGCUUCUACUGCCCCAGUUGUCACCAGUGGAGUCACUUCCACAGAGGUUCCAAGCACCUCUGCUGCUACUGUCCCAGCUGUCACCACAGGGGUUGAAUCCACCAACGUUCCCACCAUCUCUGAACCAGCAGCAACAGAAACAAAGCCAAUCGAUUCCAGGGAUGUUUCACCUCACACCAGUCCCGCCACCGGAGAAGACGCAGCACCUGUUGUUACCAGUGGACUGGGUUCUACAACAGUUCCCGAAACUUCAGGUUCUGCUCCAGGUACUCCUCCAAAGGAGAGUGCUACCUUGACCCCCGCAAAGUCCUCUGCCGAAUCCGCCACUCCAUCAAGCACCAACGCCGCAGACAACUCUGCCGCGGCUGACAAAAAGAAGAAGCGUACUAGCUUUUUUGGCAAGUUGAAGGCAAAAUUCCACAAGGAAUAA
Molecule: messenger RNA, 2199 nt
Organism: Botrytis deweyae
Lineage: Eukaryota; Fungi; Ascomycota; Leotiomycetes; Helotiales; Sclerotiniaceae
Exons: 3
Coding region: 1-2199 (732 amino acids)
Biological process (GO): signal transduction
Cellular component (GO): nucleotide-activated protein kinase complex; cytoplasm; nucleus
Molecular function (GO): protein kinase binding
Source: RefSeq, a predicted model, not a curated record